This is a messenger RNA of Hypanus sabinus (Atlantic stingray), 7955 nucleotides long. It is a transcript of the gene atp11b, whose product is annotated as ATPase phospholipid transporting 11B. NCBI's taxonomy places the organism in Eukaryota, Metazoa, Chordata, Chondrichthyes, Myliobatiformes, Dasyatidae. Gene Ontology annotation, molecular function: ATP hydrolysis activity; ATPase-coupled intramembrane lipid carrier activity; ATP binding. The record is from RefSeq and is a predicted model, not a curated record. Gene Ontology annotation, cellular component: endoplasmic reticulum; plasma membrane; trans-Golgi network. The transcript is spliced from 31 exons. The coding region runs from base 815 to 4204 and encodes 1129 amino acids. Gene Ontology annotation, biological process: phospholipid translocation.
AUGUAUAUCCAAUGGUAAUUCCUUUACCAUUUCCUUAUUCUCUAUAAUAAAUUCUUUCCUGUUUAGCGACCCACAUUUACUUUCCUUCAAAAUUCACGAUUCCAGGUCUAUUUCUUGCACAUUCCUGGUUUUCACUAGUCCACCACUGCCCCCUUCACUAUCCUGCCUCGCUCGGCUCCUUGUCUUCACUUUAUAACUCACGUUUUUGACUAGGGUUACCAUCUCUUCCAAAGUCGCCUUAUGAUGUAUGGGUGAGGCAUAUUUUUUUUUACAAGAACACGGAAAAUCAUUCUCGUAAACGAGUUCCAUAACCACCCCAAGCUGAAAUCCACACUAGCCUUCCGACCAUUGAGGACAUCUUGGAAAACUGAUGCCUCAAGAAGACGGCGCCCAUCAUUAAGGACGCUCACCAUUCGGGAUAUACCCUCUUUGCAUUGCUACCAUGAGGGAGGAGGUACAAGAGGUUGGAGACCCAGAAACCCUUAUGAAGAGCGUACUCCGGUCCGCAAUCAGAUCCAUGAACAAUACCUCGUCACUCCUCUUGCACUAGCGGGGCAUAAGGAUGCUGAGGGAGCUCCGGCGACGCUUCAGCCCAUUGGUCCCUGCCCUGACGGAAGUGUGCUGGCGCGGUGUUUCCGGUGCGGGGCGGGCGGACGGGCGGGCCGGGCCGAGUUGAUGAUGUGGGAAGAGGUCGGCGUCGGGCUGUGGGCUGUAUUCACGGGUUAAAGUGCGUUACCAGCCGUGUCGUCGAGGAAAGUAAAACCGGUCGCGUUGGUCGGCGGGACGGCGUCUCCCGCCGGCUUUAUGUGGAGCCAUGAUUCGCUGGAUACGGCAGCAGCUGGGAUUUGACCCACCACAUCAGAGUCCCACAAGGACAAUAUAUGUUUCCAAUCACUUCCCUCAGCACAUUCAUUUUGUUCACCAGAAGUUUCCAGACAACAGGAUAAUAUCAUCCAAGUACACAAUUUGGAAUUUUAUCCCUAAAAAUUUAUUUGAACAAUUCAGAAGAAUAGCCAAUUUCUACUUUCUUGUAAUUUUUCUUGUACAAUUAAUGAUAGAUACUCCAACAAGUCCCUUCACCAGUGGUCUGCCAUUGUUCUUUGUAAUUACAGUAACUGCAAUUAAACAGGGUUAUGAAGAUUGGUUACGGCAUAAAGCGGACAAUGAAGUAAAUAACACCCCUGUGUAUGUAAUUCGGAGUGGUAGUCUUGUCCAGACAAGAUCACAAAACAUAAGGGUUGGUGAUAUCGUCAAAAUAGAAAAAGAUCAAACCUUUCCAACAGAUUUAGUGCUGCUGUCGUCUGACCGAGCAAAUGGGACAUGUUACGUCACUACAGCAAGUUUGGAUGGAGAAACUAAUCUGAAGACCCAUCGUGCAGUUCCAGAAAUAGCAAAGUUGCAGACGGUUUUUCAACUGGACAAUCUAAGGGCUGUUAUAACCUGUCACCAACCUGAGCCAGAUUUAUAUAGAUUUGUUGGUCAGAUUUCAGUAAAAGGAGCUCAAGGUGACAUAGUAAGGCCUCUGGGACCAGAAAACCUUCUACUUAAAGGAGCAAGUUUGAAAAAUACCAGCCAAGUCUUUGGUGUGGCUGUUUACACAGGAAUGGAUGCUAAAAUAGCGUUGAAUUACAAGAGUAAAUCACAAAAACGUUCCUCUGUGGAAAAGUCCAUGAACACCUUUCUUAUAGUCUUCCUGGGAAUUCUUGUGUUUGAAGCGGUUUUCAGUACUAUCUUGAAAUAUAGUUGGUUGUAUGAAUCUCCAUAUAAUGAAAGAACUUCACAGGAAAAAAACAGCAGCAAAAUCUUGACAGGUAUAUCUGAUUUCUUGGCUUUCAUGGUGCUAUACAACUACAUCAUUCCAAUCUCACUUUAUGUUACCGUUGAGAUGCAAAAAUUCUUGGGAUCCUUUUUCAUUGUGUGGGAUCUUGAUUUAUACCAUGAACUUUCCGGUCAGCGGGCACAGGUUAAUACCUCUGACCUUAAUGAAGAACUUGGACAGGUGGAGUAUGUAUUAACAGACAAAACUGGAACACUGACUGAAAAUGAAAUGAAAUUCAGGGAAUGCUCCAUUAAUGGCAUUAAGUACAAAUAUAUGAAUGGGGGUUUGGUCCCUGAAGGAGUGACUGGAGAAACUAACAGACAAACUUUUACUAAUGAAGAGGUGCUAUUCUUGAAGGCAAUAUCCCUGUGUCACACAGUGCAUAUUAGUGACUUGGAAGAGCCGCACAGAUCUACUCCAAAGCAUGUUGUUACUGAUUUAUCCAAAAUACAAUACUAUGCUGCCUCACCAGAUGAGAAAGCUUUGGUGGAAGCUGCCAGAAGAAUCGGAGUUGUAUUUGCAGGAUCUGAUGACAAUAGUGUAAUACUUAGCACAUUUGGAACGACUGAAAGAUACAAACUACUUGAUGUUUUAGAGUUUGAUGCAGAUCGCAGGCGAAUGAGUGUGAUUGUUGAAACACCAGAAGGAAAACUGGUAAUGUUCACCAAAGGGGCAGAAUCCUCCAUCAUUCCGUUAGCAAAAUCAGGGGCAGUAUCUGUGAUGAAUGCACACGUGGAUGAACUUGCUAUGAAAGGAUUACGAACGCUCUGUAUAGCCUGCAAAUUUCUAUCCAAGGAAGAGUAUAAAGAAAUAGAAUCUCAGCUACACACAGCCAGGACAUCUCUACACCAUCGUGAGCAAGUUAUAGCAGAUACUUUCAACAUUAUUGAGAAAGACCUCCACCUGCUGGGAAUUUCUGGAAUAGAGGACAAGUUGCAAGACAAAGUACCUGAAACAAUUGAGGCUCUUAAAUUAGCAGGCAUCAAAGUGUGGGUUCUUACAGGCGAUAAGCAAGAAACUGCAAUUAGUGUGUGUUUAUCCAGUGGGCACUUUCACAAGGCGAUGAGUAUUUUGGAGCUUACUAAUCAGAAAUCUGACAGUGAAUGUGCUGAGCAACUUCGCAGGCUUACUAGCAGACUGGAAAAUGAUCACGUGACUCAGCAUGGCUUAGUUGUGGAUGGAAGCAGCCUUUCACUUGCACUCAGAGGGCAUGAAGAAUUGUUCAUUGAAAUCAGCAAAAGCUGCAGUGCUGUGUUAUGUUGUCGAAUGGCACCACUACAAAAAGCAAAAGUAGUCAGACUUUUGAAAACGUUGCCAACCAAGCCAAUUACCUUGGCAAUUGGUGAUGGUGCAAAUGAUGUCAGCAUGAUACUGGAAGCAAAUAUUGGUAUAGGAAUCAUGGGUAAAGAAGGCCGACAAGCAGUGAGAAACAGUGAUUAUGCAGUAGCAAGAUUCUGCUUCCUCACUAAAUUACUUUUUGUCCAUGGUCAUUUCUAUUACAUUAGAAUAUCACAUCUUGUACAAUACUUUUUUUAUAAGAAUGUCUGUUUUAUCACGCCUCAGUUUUUAUACCAGUUCUUCUGUAUGUUUUCACAACAGACAUUGUAUGACGGUGCUUAUUUGACGUUGUACAACAUUUGCUUCACUUCCUUACCCAUUCUCAUGUACAGUUUGUUUGAACAAGAUGUGCAUCCUCGGGUACUACAGAGCAAACCAUCAUUGUACAAGGAGAUUAGCAAAAAUGAGGUUUUGUCUCUGAAAAGAUUUCUGUAUUGGACUCUACUAGGAUUUUGUCAUGCCUUUAUAUUUUUCUUUGGUGCUUAUCUUCUGAGGGGAGAAGAAGAUAUGUCCAUGAUGGGAAAUGGUCAGAUGCUUGGAAAUUGGGCAUUUGGCUUUCUCGUCUUCACAGUUAUGUUUAUAACUGUUACAUUAAAGCUUGGAGUAGAGACUCAUUACUGGACCUGGAUAAACCAUUUUGUUGUGUGGGGUUCAAUAAUUUUUUACAUUGUGUUCUCUUUGGUUUAUGGAGCAGCACUUUGGCCAUUUUUGCAAUUACAAAACAUGUAUGCAGUCUUCAGUCAUUUGUUGUCCAGUGCUUCAGUCUGGCUUGGCAUUAUCGUCAUAGUAGUUACCUGUUUGUUUCCUGAUGUCCUAAGGAAAGUAUUUUGGAGACAUGCACGACCUACUUUGGCACAAAGAUCACAGAUAUACAACAACAAAAUUGCUUUAGGGGAUGACAGAAUCGCUCUACAGCCAUUGUCAAGGGCCAGGAAUCAACUGAGCAAGAUUAGUUCUUGGAGACCAAAUCUGGUGUCACCUGCAUGGAAUCACUUUGCUGUUACUCAAGCAGAGAAACAGGAUGUUCACCUUUUAGAAGAGUAUUAGACCAAAUAAUGGGAAGAUGCAAUUCCUUGCGAGUCAACAGAUCUUGGAGUGACUUGGAUCCCCACUGCACGAAUGACACAACCAUUUUGACACUCUCAUCAAUGGAUGGCCCUUCACAUGCAUCAAGGAUUUAAUGGUUGAGUGAAAGCAUGGUGAAUGCUGUGUCUUUCUAGAGCUUUUGAUUUUCAGUUCCAAUUUUUACCUCUGAGUCAAAGGGGAGAAUAAAAUAUUUAUGUGAAUAUCUGCCUUUGGCCACCAUACAUCUAUGUUUAUUUGCAUGAAUGCCCUAUUCUCAUUCAAAUAAGUACGGCAUUUUAGAAGAAGCAAGGACCCUAAUGACAAUAAAGAUUGUAAUUUAUUUGUAAAUAGUUGUAACUUACCAUAUUUUCCUCUUUUUACAAAUGAUCUAUUUCUGAAGCUAUAUUUUUCUAUUUUUGCUUUCUCAGACAGAGAAUGGGAUAACAACUUUCAUAUGGUACAUCCACUUUUGGACUCAAUCUGCACUAAUGUUAAAUUAAAUUUUUUGACAUGCAAGGUAGCUAUUUAGACAAACAAGUAACUUUAAAGAUAUGGAAUUUCACGCAUCUGACAUUCUUGUAAUCCUCACUCUGGUAGUACUUUCUCCAUUCUAAUUGCUCUCCCUGUUGGAUAUUGCAGUCAGUAAUUAACUGAAUGGUUAACCCAUGGUUUGCAGUUAACAAUGGAGAUGUAGUAGGAGGCAACAAAGUGGUACAGUGAAAAAGAGAGGUGACAUUUUGCAAUAUAUUUUUAAGAGAUGGUGAUCAACUUUUUUAAUUUAAAUGUUUAAAAAAAAUGGGGUUUUCAAAACUGGACAUGAAAGUGAAGGCCGGGAAGUUGCAAUUCGGGAAGAAAUUAAAAUGAAUGAAUGAAAAAUCAGAAUGGUGACUGUAGAAGUGAUCUGUCAGUUAGCUCCGGAGUUUGCCUAAGCUUCAAGUACUUGGCGAUUGCAUUCUAUGGGAGAUUUGGGUAUGUUAAAGUACAGGGACAGAUUAGGAAACUAAUUCAUGAUUUGGACUUCUAAAUGUUGGUUUAAGUUACUAAGGGUAAGAGGUAUAUCUUGUGAGUUAAUUUAUUGGUCAAUGGUUUAGCCUUUGAAACUAUUCUGUGCUCUUAUAUAGAAGAAUAUAAAUCUCUAGAUAAAUCAACCCUUAGUCAUCUGCAAACAUCAGUUUAAUUUUUGCAUCACACAGAUUUCAGUGAUUUUUAUAUAAAAUUACAUUGCUUGUAUAAACAAGCUAAUAUUGCCAAACUAUAAUGAAUGCAAUUGCAUGUCUCAAACUGGCAAUUGCUAAGCUAAUUUGUUAACAAUGUACAGUAUUGCUAAAACUAUGUAAUGAACACCAGCUAUACUGAACUAUUGUCACAGCAAGUAAUUGGUAUUCGAAAAAGGCAUCUUAUUCUGCAAGUAAUGUAUAUUGUUAAAAUGAAAUUACAUUCUCAUUUGGUUUAUCACUUGAGUUUCUCUGCAGAGGUUUGAACGUUAUACAGGUUGAGUAUCCCUUAAUGAAACUGUGUGCAGGGUAACAAAAGCAGAUCAGCAGCACUUGGAGAAUACCUGAAUCAACAACAGACAACCCAGACUUUCAGUCUCCAGCUACGAUGCCAUGUUUUGAUUAAAAGGUUACAGCAGACUAUAUUUGUAUUUUACUUUUUUUCUUAGAUUUUAUGCAAGGUUUAAAAACAACCAGCAUUGUAAACUUGUUAUGAUGUUAGUUUUCAUCAGCAAUGAUCUUCACAAACAUAUAAAUUUCUCUGCUGCUUCAUGAUCAACAGACUUUAAAAUAUUUCAAGAUCUUUGAAAAUGUAAUGUUGUGCCUUUUCUCAAAUUUCUAUAACCAGCCUGUUGAAUAUUCACAAUUACCUUCAAUUUUCAGUUUGGUGUGAUAAAUCUUUGUUCAUUUCAUGAUGGGCAUACUGUUAAGUGGCAUAGGUUCAGUCCGACACUGACGAGUCCAUUCUUUCAGUAUGAGAUUUUGAGAUUGAGAUUCAGAUCUUCAUUUUUAACUUUGGUGUUUUUUCUAUUUUUGUUACCUUCUGUUCGUUGUAUUUGUGAGGGCACCUCUCAGAAUUGUCUGUGGUGAGCAGAGACCUGUGCAUCACCUGCGAACCUUCCUAGCGCCUUGUUGAAUUUUCCACUUGUGACAUCAUGUCAGCGUUGAAAAGAACUUUACGAUUUUGGACAAAGGGUACUCAACCUAGAAUUAUAUUUCCCAGUUAUUUAUUUUUUAAUGUUUGCCAUUUCUGUGAAAAUCAGUUUUAAAAAAGUGUAAUUUAACAGAAACAGGGUUGCAUAUAUCCCUUGAUUAUAUCCCUGUUACAUAUAAUUUACAUAGUAUUGUAUAUACUGAUUAAUCACAUCUCAGUUCAUAUUUUCCAUAUGUGCUACUGCAUAUAUUCACCAGGUAAAAGGCAUUUUUACAGUUUAUACUUCUCUGUGAACUGGUUUAAAUAUAAUUCCAGAAUAAAAGGAAGCAAAUACUAUUAAUUAGGUGCAGGCUGUAUCACAUUUAACUGCAAACAAGAGAAAAUCUGUAGAUGCUGGAAAACUAAGCAACACAAACUACUGGAGGGACUCAGCAGGCCAGGCCAGGCACUGUACUAUGAAAGACACUUUGGCAGCACUGGAAAACAUUGACUGUUUACUCCAGCCCUCUUCUUCACCUGUCACCUUAUACUUCUCCCUCCCCUCCCAACUCUGACUCCAGUCCUGCUGAAGGUUCUUGGCCUGAAAUGUUGACUGUGCUCUUUUCCAUAGAUGCUGCCUGGCCUGCUGAGUUCCUCUAGUAUUUAGUGUGUAUUGCUCAUACUUAACUGGGAAGUUUUGUCUGACAACAUUCACUAGUGGCGGGGUGGGGGGGGGGGGGGUUUGAAAUGCUGGGGAAAGCCUUGUUACCUACUAACGAAUGAUUUUAGCUGUGUCCUUGCUUCCUGAAACUACUUACUCAUUUUGGACUACCCAUUUUAUGAGUAAACUGUCCCAAGUUCUACAAACAAACCAGAGGUGUUUUUAAAAAAAACCCAAUGAUGAGCAGUUAACCAAUAUCAAUGUUCAGCCAGAAACCCUCUUGCACAAUACAGUAUCCAUUUAUCCAUUCUCGAAGAGUUCAAAAUCAUGGAUACUCACCCAAUGCGGGUAAAGAGGAAGUUAGAAUUCCACAGAACAAGUUAAAUUUGGAUCUAUUGCUGGCCUUGCAUGGAUUUCAAUGCUGAAUUAAUUUUAUACCAAAAAUUCAUAUUUAUACAUUUUUUAAACCUACAAUGAUUUGAGAUGUGGAUUGAGUAAAUCUGAACAAGAUACCUUCUAAGUGAGAUUUGAGAGAGAGUAUAUUUAAAUACAACAAAUCAAAGCUUUAAAGGCUUUUGUACACCUGGAUCCUGACCUUUCUUCAAAGUCUGUUGUAAGCUCUUGUAUUAUGGAAACAUAAACAGAGCUUGAUUCAAAAUAAUUUUUUGCUAUAUUGACAAAUAAUCACAUUUCAUGGAGGUUGUAGGAACUUGUUUGUGACAGUUGAUAAUUUUGGCUUAUAAAUGCAGUGGUGCAGAUACUUUGGUACAAUUCACUGAGUAGCAAUAAAAAAUGUGGAUCUUGGGCACUAGUCAACAUUUUGUGGAGUUGCAUUAUAUUUUUAAAAUUAAAAUUGUUACUUUGAGUUGCCUCAAGCUAUUCUACAUUGGUGGAGCUUUGUCUACAACCGGUAUGUUCAUAUUUAUCAAUAAAGAGAAGAAAAUA